Messenger RNA from Kockovaella imperatae, 2765 nucleotides. RefSeq lists its product as hypothetical. Bases 132 to 2765 code for a protein of 877 amino acids. Lineage: Eukaryota; Fungi; Basidiomycota; Tremellomycetes; Tremellales; Cuniculitremaceae. The record is from RefSeq and is a predicted model, not a curated record. The transcript is spliced from 7 exons.
AAUCACUCAACGAAUUCCCCAUCUGUAUAUUUCCAUGUUGCGACCUGUCAACAAACGACUCUUGUCCUGUGAUCACACGUUGACUCUACAGACUCAGCGCCUGGCGUACUGAGCUAGUCAACAACCUACCUAUGGUCAAAAUGGCGGACGAUAUUCUUCAUAACUCACCCGCACUUCAUGCCUUGAAAAGGCAUCAACUGGUCUCACUGUCGAAGAAAUAUGGCUUGAGAUCCAGUGGAAAGAAUGAUGAACUAAUCCAUCGAUUACAAGAAUGUAUGUCCAUCAACCCUUGGGCAAAGCUGAACACGGUUGAAGUCGCUUCUACUCUUUCAGGGGUCAAACCGCCUUCUCUCCCUCCUCUUUCAUUCGAGCAUGACUUGGGCGACUUUGCAAAUCAACCUGCGGAGUCGCCAGAUUCCAACAAUGUCCACCCACCUCGGGCUGCUCAUGCACCUCGACCAAGUGAUGGCUGGGAAGUCCUCUCAGAGAGCAAUGCCAGUAUCGUGUCUCCUGAUCGGGAGAUGAGCAGCAAGCAUACAAGUGUCUCUUCAUGGAAGAGUGCAGGGAACGGUGAAUCGCUCUCAGAGUUUGGAGAAGGCGAAGCCAAGUCGAAAUCUUCCAGGUCCACUUCCUUACGAGCAUUUGCCAAUAUGACGCGACGAGCUUCGAUCCAUCUCUUAUCUCGAUCUCAUUCAGCUCCAUCCGCACCUGCAUCCUCCGCGCCUGCCACUCCAGCUCCUCCUCACCUGCAGCAACGGGACAAUCCAGUCAUCAACCCUGAGCCCAUCGAGACGAUCAUCGACGAACCGCCCUCCCCUGCGUCUGCCGUUGGCGUCCCACGACGCCACUCCACCAUGUCACUACUCGAGCGACCGAGCACGCUCCGACUCGUCUCUCCUCCACCAACUUCAGACAUUGACAAUCUUCCGUUCUCCGCUGGAACGACGAACCUUCGCAAGAUGAAAGAACGCCGCUCGAUGGCCCCAAUCAAGGCGCAAGGGCAAGGAGGUACGGCAUUGAACAGAAGGUCUAUGCCGGCAUUGCGCUGCCCGCCAGCAUACCCGAACAUCCUUCCGCCCAUGCCCGGGUCGUUUACCCCGGCACCGACCCUUCAGCACAAGGAAAGCUCCAUCUCCAUCACCAAUGCCCAGUUCGAAGAUGCUGGUAGACGCGUAAUGGCCGAGAUGGAGGCAAAAAUGAAAGCGCAUAUGGGAGACAAGGCUACGAGUUUCGGACAAGAACUGCUCAAGGGUAAGAAUGCGGAUCUAGGCAAUCUCGUCAGGGUCAAUUCGAACGUGAGGCACGGCGGGUGGGGUCUUGCCAGUAACAAUGAAGCCAAGAAGGACAGAUACGCCGAGAUUCAUGCGCGAGAAUUCAAGAAGAUGCAAUCCAUCGAUCAGAUUCGCAAGCCCUCUGGCGGAUCCACCAAACAAGCCCGCAAUGCCUCAGGGUCGAGGAACCUUGAGAUCUUGACUGCUCAAAUGCCAACCAUCCCAGCGACACCAGGUCAGAAGAGAAAAGUGUCAAAUCUCCCAUCUGCACCCAACGGUCUACCUCUAGAGGCAUCAGACGAUCGCGAUGCCAAGCGAAAGCGACUGUCUUUCGGUCCCAACACCAUGGGCUCACUGCGUGGUGCUGGCAAAAGCCUAGUAAAUGUCAUAGGUGACAUGGGUAGGACUCCGAAACGAGCCGGUGCAUCACGGAAGAAGGCUGCAGCGAAGAAGAGACGAUCGAGCAUUACCGCUGGCAAAGGUCGGGGAAUAUCUGCUCGACUUGGAUUCUUCAGUCGGAAGAAGGCUUCCAUCGGGAAGACGAUCCCAACGAACAUCGCCGCGAGCGGGAUCUCCACGAUCGGACAGUCUAGUGGAGCACACUUACCGGAACGCGUCGCGAAGCAGCGAGUCGUUUCGGGCGCGAGUAGUCACACCACCUCAGUGGCCAAGGGUAGCACCACGAGCUCGCGAUCUCGGCCUCGACUUCCAGAAUUUGGGGGUGAAUCAUCCACUUCGGGCUCUAUCAACAGUCUCGGACUUCCUCAGGGAGGAACAUUGUCCUUGAAACUGUCGGAUCGCAAGCAAAGCCAGGCCCAGAUGAUCCGCAAAGCGCGACCUGCUCCUGCCCCUCCUGCCGCCAGUCUGAACCGCAUUGAGCUGGACGUCAACGGCUGUGUGAAACCCAACGUCAAUCUCUCCGCGUCCACCUCUUCGAUGAAGCGGUCCUCGACCCUGCUCCAGCCCACAGCAUCUUCCAGUGCGAGAAUGCAGGCGACGGUCAAGCCGUCCUUCGACAGACCGCUGCCCUCUGUGCCCAAGACAAAGAUCCCGACAGCAAAGCCUUUCGGACAGGGAUCGUCUCGAGACACUUCGACCUUUGACUCGAGCUUCAAUGUGCCUAAGCCUUCUCUACCGCCUCCAAGUGCAUGGUCCAGCCCGCCACAUGAGAAGGGACUGGUCCAUACCAAAAGCACUUCUGUGCUCUCCGGUCCACGAGCUGUGCCAGCUGGGCCUAGAGCACCCUUGAGAUCGAGUACGAUGGUCAAUCUCAAAUCACCUGGCAAAUCUCCGGGCAAAACUUCCUCGAUAGCUGGCAAGCGGGCCCGCGAGAGGGCAGGCGGUGUCAGCAGUAUUAAGGCGAGGGGGAACGCCAACAAAGGGAUGGAAACCGCACAGCGAAGGGCAGAAAUCCGAGCGAAGCAAGAGAGAUUGGGCGAGGAAAGACAGCUGCGGGAUAUGCUGGGAGGGAUGGGUCAUCGCUCGUCGAAUUGA